Molecule: messenger RNA, 854 nt
Organism: Aspergillus steynii IBT 23096
Lineage: Eukaryota; Fungi; Ascomycota; Eurotiomycetes; Eurotiales; Aspergillaceae
Product: sugar O-acetyltransferase
Exons: 1
Coding region: 243-764 (173 amino acids)
Source: RefSeq, a predicted model, not a curated record
CUGAAGGACUAAGUAAGCAUCUCCGAAGUAGAUGCGCGGAAUCGGCAUGGCGUCCACUCAGUCUCCUGUUUUGUCCGAGAGAGACAAGAUGCUCCGGGGCGAGCUCUAUUACGCCUUCACCCCGGAUCUGAUCGCCGCGCGGGCUCGCUGUAGCCGUGCGACUCGCCAGUUCAAUAACGCGGGGGACGUCUCUCGUCGGCGACUAGUCGAGCUUUGGCAAGAGUGAGUACGAGGCUAAUGGCAUGCCGUGGGAUUCAUCUCUUGGCCCGGUUUAUAUCGCUCUCACCUCGUCCGAAUUCCCUACGGGUGUCGAGGUACUCUACUCACACGACGUCGGCAGGGUCACUGAGGAUAAAACCCCUCUGCCUCCCCCGAAGGAGGACCCCGCGGAAGACGACGCUCUCUUCGAACAAGAGCCGUGGAUCGAGCCCCCCGUCCGCAUUGACUACGGGUUCAACGUGAGAGUAGGAGAAGGUGUCUACAUCAAUUCUAACUGCGUGAUCCUGGAUACUUGUCCGGUGACUAUCGGAGCCCGAACCUUGUUCGGUCCCAACGUACACUUGUAUAGCGGCACGCAUCCGUUGGACCCGGAGUUGCGCAACGGGACCAAGGGCCCCGAGAUGGGAGCAGACGUUGUGAUCGGCGAGGAUUGUUGGCUAGGGGGCAACGUGACGGUCCUUCCGGGGGUGACGAUCGGUAAAGGUGCGGUGGUCGGGGCCGGAAGCGUGGUCACUAAGGUAGUAGAGUAUUGGAGCCUUGGUUGAUUCCGAUAUACAGAGUACUGAUCAGAUGUCUAGGACGUUCCUGCUUUUCAUGUGGUUGCGGGUAACCCGGCAAGGGUCCUUCGCAAGAUU